Molecule: messenger RNA, 6384 nt
Organism: Cheilinus undulatus (humphead wrasse)
Lineage: Eukaryota; Metazoa; Chordata; Actinopteri; Labriformes; Labridae
Gene: dnm1a
Product: dynamin 1a
Exons: 23
Coding region: 198-2783 (861 amino acids)
Cellular component (GO): cytoplasm; membrane; microtubule
Molecular function (GO): GTP binding; GTPase activity; microtubule binding
Source: RefSeq, a predicted model, not a curated record
CGCUGUUGGAGAGAGUCCGGCCAACUGAGGUGAUCUGACACACCGAGGAGGCGCAGUCAAUGAGGGAGAAAACCGAGGAGUGAGCCGGCGUGUGCGCAGUCCAUCCAAAAACACCCUCAGAAAGCGAGGGUGACGGGAAGGAGGGAAUAAAGAAUUCAGUCCACUCCCUGGUCUGACAAGGAAACCAGGCAGCAAAGAUGGGGAACCGGGGGAUGGAGGAUCUGAUUCCUCUGGUGAACCGCAUGCAGGAUGCCUUCUCCGCCAUCGGGCAAAACGCGAACCUGGACCUGCCGCAGAUCGCCGUGGUGGGCGGCCAGAGCGCAGGGAAGAGCUCGGUGCUGGAGAACUUCGUGGGCAAGGAUUUCCUUCCCCGUGGCUCUGGGAUUGUGACCCGUCGUCCUUUGGUUCUGCAGCUCAUGAACUGUCCCACAGAAUAUGCGGAGUUUCUUCACUGUAAGGGCAAAAAGUUUACAGAUUUUGAUGAAGUCCGGCAGGAGAUUGAGGCAGAAACGGAUCGAAUCACCGGAGCCAACAAGGGCAUCUCUCCUGUCCCCAUAAACCUGCGUGUCUACUCCCCUCACGUGCUGAACCUUACGCUGGUGGAUCUGCCGGGGAUGACCAAGGUGCCGGUGGGCGACCAGCCGGCAGACAUCGAGGCCCAGAUCAGAGACAUGCUGAUGCAGUUCGUCACUAAAGAGAACUGCCUGAUGCUCGCCGUGUCUCCGGCCAACUCGGAUUUGGCAAACUCUGACGCUUUAAAGAUUGCCAAAGAGGUCGACCCUCAGGGUAUGAGGACCAUCGGUGUAAUCACCAAGCUGGACCUGAUGGAUGAGGGAACAGAUGCCAAGGACAUCCUGGAGAAUAAGCUGCUUCCACUCAGGAGGGGUUACAUCGGUGUGGUGAACAGGAGUCAGAAGGAUAUAGAUGGUAAGAAGGAUAUCAAUGCUGCUAUGGCUGCUGAGAGGAAGUUCUUCCUCACUCAUCCUAGCUACAGACACCUGGCUGAACGUAUGGGCACCCCCUACCUCCAGAAAGUCCUCAAUCAGCAACUGACCAACCACAUCCGGGACACCCUGCCGGGUCUACGGGCCAAACUGCAGAGUCAGCUCCUAUCCAUAGAGAAGGAAGUGGAGGAGUACAAGAACUUCAGACCUGACGAUCCAUCCCGCAAGACCAAGGCUCUUCUCCAGAUGGUGCAGCAGUUCUCUGUGGACUUUGAGAAGUGUAUCGAAGGCUCUGGAGAUCAGAUUGACACAGCUGAGCUUUCAGGUGGUGCCAGGAUCAACCGCAUCUUCCAUGAGCGCUUCCCCUUUGAACUGGUCAAGAUGGAGUUUGAUGAGAAAGAGCUCCGCAAGGAGAUCAGCUACGCCAUCAAGAACAUUCACGGAAUCAGAACUGGCCUCUUCACCCCGGACAUGGCCUUUGAGACCAUUGUGAAAAGGCAGAUUGGGAAGAUUAAAGAGCCUUGCACCAAAUGUGUGGACAUGGUCAUUUCUGAGCUAGUCAGUACGGUUAGGGCGUGUACUAAGAAGCUGGCCCAGUAUCCCCAGCUGAGAGAGGAGAUGGAGAGGAUUGUCACCCAACAUAUCAGGGACAGAGAAAGCCGCACCAAGGAUCAGGUGUUGCUGCUGAUAGACAUUGAGUUAUCCUACAUGAACACCAACCAUGAGGACUUUAUUGGAUUUGCCAACGCUCAGCAGAGAAUCAGCCAAAUGAACAAGAAGAAAGCAUCUGGAAACCAGGAUGAGAUCAUGCCGGAGAGAGGAGUUAACGAUCGGUUUAAGGUGAUCAGGAAGGGCUGGCUGACCAUCAACAACAUCGGCAUCAUGAAGGGAGGAGCCAAGGAGUACUGGUUCGUCCUUACUGCCGAGUCCCUCUCCUGGUACAAGGAUGAUGAGGAGAAAGAAAAGAAGUACAUGCUGCAGGUGGAUAACCUGAAGCUGCGUGAUGUGGAGAAAGGCUUCAUGUCCAGCAAACACAUCUUUGCUCUUUUCAACACUGAACAAAGGAAUGUGUACAAGGACUACCGUCAGCUGGAGCUGGCCUGUGAGAGUCAGGAGGACGUGGAUGCCUGGAAGGCCUCCUUCCUAAGAGCUGGAGUUUAUCCUGAACGUGUCACGGAUAAGGAAGGAAAGGGUGACGGCGGUGAUGAAAAUGGCUCUGAUAACUUAAUGCACAGCAUGGACCCACAGCUUGAGCGGCAGGUGGAGACCAUCCGUAAUCUGGUUGACUCAUACAUGGCCAUCGUCAACAAGACAGUCCGCGACUUGAUGCCCAAGACCAUCAUGCACCUCAUGAUUAACAAUACUAAAGAGUUCAUAAACGCUGAGCUGCUAGCCCAGCUGUACUCAUGUGGCGACCAGAACACGCUGAUGGAGGAGUCUCAGGAGCAGGCCCAGCAUCGCGAUGAGAUGCUUCGGAUGUACUUUGCCCUGAAGGAGGCCCUCAACAUCAUCGGUGACAUCAGCACAUCCACCGUGAGCACAGCUAUGCCGCCUCCUGUGGAUGACUCCUGGCUACAGGUGCAGCGUGGAGGCUCUGGAGGACGGUCACCCGCUACCAGCCCUACUCCAAACCGCCGGGCUCCACCAGGACCCCCAGGUCGCCCAGUCUCUCGUGGUCCUCCACCUGGGCCUCCUCCUUCUGGGGGACCCCCUGUACCCUCUCGCCCAGGGGCUUCUCCGGACCCCUACAGUGGGCCGCCACCCACUGUGCCCUCUCGGCCUAACCGUGCACCCCCCAGUGUCCCAAGUCGAAGACCCCCACCAUCUCCAACCCACUAGACUCCUGACCUACUCCCUCCCCGUCUGUCCCUUCGCCUAUUUAUCCAAGAGGCCAUGGACAACAGUGCCACCUUCCUGCCGUCCUCUACCACACCUGACCUGGGCCAGCUACCCUCUCCUGCUCCUUUACAAGCCAAGCUCCCUCAACCCUCUUAGAACCUCCUUACCCAGCAACACCACACACACCAACACCCCUCACCCCUCUGUUUUGUACAGAGAUGCUGCAGAAUACUUGAAACACACCUGCAUGACUGACAUACAAACAUGCUGCAUCCUCCGAAAUUUAAACAAACUCUGUAGAGGGUAUGGAAUUAAAAAAAAUUGUGUGUAUGUACACACAUGCAUGCACAAGUGCUUUCAUCAAUACAAACGCAUAUAUUUACAGUUUAUAUGUACAGGCAAAUACAUUCAGAAUAUCUGUUCUCACUUACUAAGCAUGAUACUUUACCUACUGCAGCCUAUUUAUGAGUAUUCUUUAAAAAGUAAACACAAUACUUUAUUCCCCACUCUAAUUUAAUUUCCUUUUCUUUAAAGGAAUACUUCACCAUUUUUGUGUGCAUCACUAUCUCACCUUGUAUUGCAUGUCAUGCUUGAAGAAGAAUUUUCUGCUUCUUCUUGUUUUCAGGGUAGCUACUUUUGAAGGGCAAAAAUAGUAUCUGAAUGUUUAAAAAUAAUUCUUCUGUUCAGGUUCUUUUGAGACAAUUCAUGUUUUACAACAUACUGAGCAGCUGAAUACCACUUAUGUUAUUUUAUAGUAAUUGUUUUUGUAGAAACUCUACAGAAGCUCAUGCUUUGUUAAGUCAAAGGGAUAAUAUUUCUUUCACAUGGCACGUCAGGCAACAAAAUAAUAUGUAUGAGGUACUUUUGCUGGGUCUUACCAUGUUUAUAAUAACUGAGGGUUCUCUUGUAUGUCAAGUGUUUUCAUAUCUAUUACUAUAUUUACUCUUUCUCUUCUGAGAGCUCCCUACCAGUCCUCCCAUUAACCUGUUUUCCCAUCACCACUGUCAGGGCUGCUGCUCUUAAUCUUUUCUUCCUUUUGUCUCUAAAUUAACCUAUGAUGAAGCUUUCAUGUGUGACUGACUCUUUUUGAGUGGACAGCCAUAAAGUUCAAAUCAUCUCAAACAAACACCUCUCUAAAGCGCUGCUGUCCGUGCUUCCACAGAACCUAUGCAACAAAGAAGUUUCCCAACAUUAUUUUGGCUUAAAGAGGUGCCCCCAUGACAUGUUUCCCUCUCUCUUCUUAGCAACAAGUUAUCUUAUCGAGGCUGGAUUUAAAUUAAAAGUGCAAUAUAUUGAAUAUCCUUCUGCUGAAGUUUAAAUGGCAGCAGACAAAGACGAAUUGGAGUACAUUUUAAGUAGAGAGCAGGAAAUUGGUGGCUUGGGUCGCACCCUAAAGACUGUUAUAUGCUCUAAAUGGUCCUUUUUUCAGAGGGAAUGAGGUUCCUUUUGAAAGUGGUUUUAGAUAUUAGAAGUGUAUUUUUUGUUGUUGGCUCAACCAUUUACCUUAUUUAUGUGGUGGUCAUUUUCCCUCGGUACAAUGCUUCAGGAGAAAGGCUGUUUCAGUGCCAUAAAGCUGUUUUUUAUGGGGCAAAAAUCCUGAUAUUAUAUUCUAUCUGACCAAUCCAAAUCAGUCAAGAUAUCAAAAAGUAAAAUUCUGGUGCCAAAUUAGGCUGUAUUUCAUAAACAACCAUGUAUUUGAUAACACAAUGGCUACUUUUAGGCAACUUGAUAGCAUUACUAUUUGAUUUUCUCUGGUCUUACCACAGAUUACAGUGUCAAAAAUCAACGUGAGCGAAAAACCUCUAUGCUAACUUUCAUGCUUUUAAAAAUGUGAAUGCAAGUGAGUAGUGAAAACAUUAGCUUAGGACAUUCAUGUUAGGAAUGUGAAAGUUAUCUUAGACAGGAAAUAUUACCAAGGAAAAAUAACAAUGCUAUCCAUAGCGUUGCUUUAAAUGUGAACAUGAGCUUAGAAAACUUGUGCUAGCCAGGAAAUGAUUUCUAGGAGCAUCUAGUGCAAGAGCUAAGCAAGCAUCAAUGUUAAAUUAUUUGAGUUUGCUGAAUGUGACUGAUGAAUGUUAAUGUUGGCAAAGACAGAAAAUAAUAUGUCAGGAUAUAAACUUAAGAUACAAAAGUAAAAUAUCUGCUUGGAUCUUUUACAUAUUAAGACUAAUAAAGUUGGCUUGGACAUAAAAUUUGUGUGAGAAAGAACUUUAAUGCUGGCAGAAAAGUUGAUGUUGGUUGGAAUGUUAAUGCUAGCUUGAGGCACACAUUUUCUGUAAAAUCAAAAUUAUAAGCUUAGAACAUUCACAUUUUCUAGUAAUGAGAAAGGACUGGAAAUGCUAGCUUGAACACUCAAGUUAGCUAGAAAUGUGAAUGUUAGUAAAACAAAAAAAGUUGGUUUGGAGUGUAUCAGCUUGUAAAUUAUGUUAGCCUGCAAUAUUUAUAUUAGCACAUUAAUGUAAAUGUUGGUUGUGAAAAAAAAAGUUAGCUAGGAACAUGUAUUCUAGGUACAAGUGUUAUCAUUAGCCUGUAACAUUAUUGCUAGAUAGUAAUAGGAUAAUUAAGAAAUAAAUGGUUGCUAGGACCUCAAAGAAACUUAAAAGGAUUACUACUGCUAUCAUGGAAAGUAACAGCUUUUUAAGGUCAUACUUGCUAUAAAUAAGGAAUGAAAAAAGUUAUCAAAGAACGUGAAAACUACCUAAAAUAAAUAGCUUGAAAAUGAAAGAAGUUUGUGAUUAGAUGUUGACUAUCAAAGUCAAUUACAGCUUAAAAUGUUGAAUGCUAAGACUUGCUAACUGGUUUUCAAAUAGAUUUUAACCUUAAAAUAUUGCCCAGUAAUCCUAAAGGUUUUCACUUAUAAAUUACAUAUCAUACUAUCAGCCUGGGACACAGCAGUAUGACAAUGCAACAGUCGCUAGGUUCUCCCUUGAUGUCAUAUCAGAGGAAAUUAUGGCUUUUACAUGUAAAAUCAGUUGAUACAUAUCAUAGGAUAUAUUUUAUCAUUUUGCUUUGCCAUUUAUUUUGUUUCUUUUUUCUUUUUGUCUCCCCUCUUUUUCAUCUUUUUCUUUCUUCUCUCAGUGGUCACGGGGGUGAGUGAGAAAAUGAAAACAGCCACAGUCUAUGCAUAAAACUAUCACUCGCUCCUCCUGUCUCCACCUCAUGUCGCUGCUGAGAACCUGUGAUCUGAUCCGGUCUUUUCACUACGUGUUUUGUCACUGAACUCUUCUGUCAGUGCGAUGUGUUGAAUUUUUGAUCCCUUCCUGAAACAAACCCACCAGCCUCAAACGUGAUUUCUUGUGACUCUCAGUACUCCACAACUGCAACUCAAACACAAAAAGCAUAUCCUACUUAUUAUUUACCAGUAAAUAGUUUAUUAUGGACAUAUCUUGAUGUGUUAUUAUGUAUAUGUGUGGUGCAUCUUCUGGGACUUAUACUUCCACUUUAGCUAUUUUAGUCCACAAUGUAUUUAAUUGCUGAGUAUUUAAAUUAUUCUGAACAAAUGAGUAUGUGUACAAGGGAAUCAUAUUUUAAAAACUUAUAAAAAUGUGUAAUGCAGUGAAUAUUAUGGAUGUUGGCAGUUUGUUUGAUACUUUAGCUAGUA